AUGGGCAGCACCAUGGAGCCCCCCGGGGGUGGGUACCUGCACCUGGGCGCUGUGACAUCGCCGGUGGGCACGGCCCGCGUGCUGCAGCUGGCCUUUGGCUGCACCACCUUCAGCCUGGUGGCCCACCGGGGCGGCUUUGAUGGCGUCCAGGGCACCUUCUGCAUGGCCGCCUGGGGCUUCUGCUUCGCGCUCUCGGUCCUGGUGGUGGCUUGUGAGUUCACCCGGCUGCACAGCUGCCUGCGCCUGUCCUGGGGAAACUUCACAGCAGCCUUCGCCAUGCUGGCCACACUGCUGUCCGCCACAGCUGCGGUCAUCUACCCACUGUACUUCACCCAGCUGGAGUGCCCACCCGAGCCCGCGGGCUGCACAGCCAGGGACUUCCGCCUAGCAGCCAGCAUCUUCGCCGGGCUCCUCUUCCUGGCCUAUGCCACGGAGGUGGCCCUGACGCGGGCCCGGCCAGGCCAGGUGGCCAGCUACAUGGCCACGGUGUCGGGACUCCUCAAGAUCGUCCAGGCCUUUGUGGCCUGCAUCAUAUUUGGGGCGCUGAUCCACGACAGCCGCUACGGGCGCUACGUGGCCACCCAGUGGUGUGUGGCCGUCUACAGCCUGUGCUUCCUGGCCACAGUGGCCGUGGUGGUCCUGAGCGUGAUGGGCCACACAGGGGGCCUGGGCUGCCCCUUCGACCGUGUAGUGGUGGUGUACACCUUCCUGGCUGUGCUCCUCUACCUCAGCGCUGCAGUGAUCUGGCCUGUCUUCUGCUUCGACCCCAAGUAUGGUGAGCCUGGGCGCCCCCCCGACUGCCUGAGGGGCAGCUGCCCCUGGGACAGCCAGCUGGUGGUGGCCACCUUCACCUAUGUCAACCUGCUCCUCUACGUCGCUGACCUGGCUUACUCCCAGAGGAUCCGCUUUGUGCCUACCUUGUAG
Messenger RNA from Eubalaena glacialis (North Atlantic right whale), 924 nucleotides. RefSeq names its product myeloid associated differentiation marker like 2 (gene MYADML2). The transcript has a single exon. Bases 1 to 924 code for a protein of 307 amino acids. NCBI's taxonomy places the organism in Eukaryota, Metazoa, Chordata, Mammalia, Artiodactyla, Balaenidae. The record is from RefSeq and is a predicted model, not a curated record. Gene Ontology annotation, cellular component: membrane.